Molecule: messenger RNA, 1889 nt
Organism: Quercus lobata
Lineage: Eukaryota; Viridiplantae; Streptophyta; Magnoliopsida; Fagales; Fagaceae
Product: IQ domain-containing protein IQM1-like
Exons: 9
Coding region: 198-1751 (517 amino acids)
Source: RefSeq, a predicted model, not a curated record
CAGUAACACACACCACACUCGCACAAAAGAAAUGGAGAGGUAUACCUCAGACAAGAACUCUGAACGACCUGAGUUUGUAUCUUCAGGUUGAUCUGUCAAAAUUCACACAUUCAUAGCCUCACUGCUUUAAAACUAGUGGGAUACCCUUUUCUUUUCUCUCAUCAUCAUUUAUAGAGACUGUAAGGCAAGAAGAAGUAAUGGUAAGAUUCAUCAACUGUGAGUCAAAGGAAAGGAAGGAUAUCUUCAAGCAAGAUGAUCCAAGUGACAUUGAUAAAUAUGAGGGGUUAGAUAGCAUGAUUAUUGAAGUAAAAGAAAGUGGGAUAGCUAGAAGAUCCAAGAAGCGGAAAGUGGAAGGGUUAAGGCUGCAAACAACUGUUUCCUUCAAGAAAGUGUUGGUGGAUGAAAAUAGUUCUGAUUUGGAGGAAAAUGCCAAUGAUUCAAGCAAUAAAGUAUAUCCUGCGGUCGCUUUGCCUAAACCCGAAAUUCGGAUUUCUCCAAGGACUACUAGUGAACAUAAUGCAGCUGCAAUUAAGGUGCAGAAAGUUUAUAAGAGUUACCGGACUAGAAGAAACCUAGCAGAUUGUGCUGUAGUUGUUGAGGAGCUCUGGUGGAAGGCAAUAGACUUUGCAAGUCUUAGGCAUAGCUCAAUAUCAUUCUUUGAGUCUGAUAGAUCAGAAACUACUAUUUCAAGAUGGGCACGAGCUAGGACUAGGGCUGCUAAGGUUGGUAAAGGUUUGUCCAAGAAUGAAAAAGCUCAGAAAUUAGCUUUAAGACACUGGCUUGAAGCGAUUGAUCCACGCCAUCGAUAUGGACACAAUUUGCACUUGUAUUAUGAUGUUUGGUUUGACACUGGGAGCUCCCAACCUUUCUUCUAUUGGUUGGAUGUUGGAGAUGGCAAAGAAGUAAAUCUUGAGAAGUGCCCAAGGACCAAUUUGCAGCGUCAAUGCAUCAGAUACCUUGGACCAAAAGAGAGAGAAGCAUAUGAAGUGAUUGUAGAAAGUGAGAAGCUUGUGUACAAAGAAAGUGGAAUGUUAGUGGACACAGAUGAUGGUACUAAGUGGAUAUUUGUCCUCAGCACAACAAGGAACUUGUACAUUGGGAAGAAGAAGAAAGGCCAAUUUCAGCACUCUAGUUUUCUAGCAGGGGGUGCCACCACCGCAGCUGGAAGAUUGGUGGCCCAUAAUGGGGUUCUUGAGGCUAUAUGGCCUUAUAGUGGUCAUUAUCACCCAACGGAAGAGAACUUCUUGGAGUUUAUUAGUUUCCUAGAAGAGCACCAUGUGAACUUGACCAAUGUUAAGAAAUGUGCCAUAGAUGAUGAUGAUCCAACAUUGAAAGUGACCGACAAGGAACUAAAGUUGGAGUCAACGAGGGGUUCCUCUACAAAUAUCAAAUCAUCUUACACAGAAUCAGUAGAUGUUGAUGUGCCUAACAAGGAGGCUGCCAAUGUCACAAUUUGUCAUGAUGAAAUAGGAACCAAUGUGAAAGCUCCGGCAUUCAAAUUGGCUAAGUGUUUGUCACGUAAAUGGAGUAGUGGAGCUGGUCCUCGUAUUGGGUGUGUUCGAGAAUACUCAGCACAGCUUCAAUUUCAGGCACUUGAACAUGUAAAUCUAUCACCUAGGACCAUGCCUGGAUACUUUCCUAGCAAUGCUCCAAUUCCAUCGCCAAGACCAAGUCCCAAAAUCCAUCUCUCACCUAGCCUUUCAUGUAUGGGACUUCCUAACCCAAUGGUUCAUGCCUCAACUAGUGACUAGAUUAUAAACCGACAAGUGAAAUUUUUUUUUUAGGUCUGUUAGUACUGAAAGGUUCAGGGCUAGUGGCACUUUUAGGACCAUUGGUGUUUUUUGUGCCCUCAUAGUGUGAGCCUUUAGUAGUGUCAUAAAAACAAAAAA